Messenger RNA from Notolabrus celidotus (New Zealand spotty), 733 nucleotides. RefSeq lists its product as uncharacterized. The record is from RefSeq and is a predicted model, not a curated record. The transcript is spliced from 7 exons. Lineage: Eukaryota; Metazoa; Chordata; Actinopteri; Labriformes; Labridae. Gene Ontology annotation, molecular function: protein binding. Bases 95 to 733 code for a protein of 212 amino acids.
ACAGAGAAGAAAGAGGCACAAUGAAGUAGAAAUAUUACAAGGAGAGAGAGAGAAGUGAUUUCCCAUUGUGCCUUGGUGGAUUCUGUAAGCAGACAUGAAUAAUCGCUCCAUCGCCUGGUGGCUGAGACAGAUCGGCCUGCCCCAGUACACCAAGACACUAGAGAGAGAAUAUUAUGGACUGGAGGGUUUGUUAUAUGUGACGGAUGCAGAGCUGAAGGAGGCAGGGAUAGAGGAUGCAACACACAGAGAAUCCAUCCUCGGACAGCUGUCAAGACACCGGCAGAGACUGGACCCACACUCUGCUUCAUAUAUAGCAGAUGGACAGGAGAGCGGCAUGCAGGUGAAGCGCAGAGUGAGCCGAAAGUACUCCCUGGGAUCAUCUAUGGAUCUGGUGAAGCCAAAGAAGGAUCUGUUUCGUCAGAGUGUUCUGCCCCGCCUCCAGCGAGCUGAUAAGAAACACCGCCUUUCUGCUUCCUGCUCUCAGCUCCGGCCCCUGAACGAGGACAAUACUAUCAGUGAGGCGGGGAGCUAUCAGGACAGCAAACACAGGAAUGCCGGGGCAGAUAGCGGUGUUUCAGCAGCACCGGGGCCCGGGGCGGGGAUGAGGAGAAAGGAGGAGAAGGAGGAGGGCUCGGGGAGAACUUGUGGGAACUCGUCCGAAAGUGCGCAGAGAGGAGGGCAAGGAGGAGAAGGAGGAGGGGGGCUGGGAGGGACUGCAGUGGAGACGGACUGA